AAGUGUCUUCAAGAUAAACCGCCAAUAAGAUUUUUACAUUUGACAAAGAGGCGGUACUCCAAUUUCUUCGAAACGUUUUGUUCGGUUGUUUCAACAUGGCGGCGGCAGCUGAAGCAAGAAACGCAAAAUCUGGAAUAUUUUGGAUGGAGAGUGGAGUGGAUGAAGUGGUCUCUUGUAAGCCAGGCGUCAUGACGAGCUCAAGUAAAAAAAGCACCAAGAUGCAAGCCAGACGCACUUCUGACUGUAAUAUUGAUGUGCCAUUAAAGAGAGGUGGCAAAAAACAGAGCUAUUUACAAAAUGAUCAGCAUGGUUCUGCAUCAGCCCAUGCCAGUGCUUCUGUAGCCACUGCGAACAGCCUUUUCCCAGCGCAAGCUCUUAUACCCCCAGUAACACAAGUUAUAUUUGAAAGUAGCAGGACACAGAGCCAAGUCAGUCUAAAAGACCUCUGCCCUGAAGACAAACGACGCAUUGGGAACCUCAUAGAAGAACUCGCCAGAGUGAGUGAGGAGAAGGAAGAGUCAGUAAAGCGCCUCAAAGAUGAACAUGAUAAUUUGGAAAACAAGAUACAAAAACUGGAGCAAGAGAACUUGGUUAUAGCACAUGAAAGAGAAAGCCUCCAGCAGCAGUACAGAGAGUGUCAAGAGCUGCUUGGGCUCUACCAACAAUAUCUUACUCAGCAACAAAUAAAGCUCAACCAGUCCAUUGCUGAGCUUAGCCAGGCACAAGCUGACUAUAAGGUGCUGAGCAGUGAUGAAACCAUGAUUAAAUCUACUAGCCAAGCUAAUGGGCUACUGUUUGAUGGCUCGUACCUUAGUCUUGCUGCUAGUCAAACACAUCAACCACAAGGGCACAGGAGAAGCAGUGGAAGAAGAGGAGACUCACAAGCUGUCAGUAUUCCAACACCUGCUUCCUAUUUUAGUAAGAAUUGUGCAACUGAUGCUGGUGUGCAAGUCAGUGAGCAUCGGAUUCAGACACGAGAAUCUGGUUUGCAGCACUACCAAGGGGGAUUCCAUAAUGUUGGCGAUGGCACCCAGCUGGAUAGACUAAAUGGCCAUUCCUUUGAGAAAAGUUGUGAGAAGACCUCUAACCAAAGUAACUAUGGAGGGACUGAGUUGGCCACUGAGAAUAAGGAAGUGGAGACCAUCCCUCAACUUGGUUGUGGAGACUGGGAGGAAAAGAGGCACCAGCUGCUCCUACAGAAGAUGCAGCUGGAAAUGGAGAGAGAGAAGUUGCAGACACGACUGGCUGAUCAGGAGGAGCGGCUCAGUAGACAGAAUCAGCAGCUGUCCCAGUCACAUCUCGACUGCAUAAGGUUUCAAGAAGCAUGUCAGUCUAAACAUUGCAAAUCAUUAGCAAACAAUGGAACAUCACAUCCGGACCCUCCCCACAGUCAAGACUUUCCCUCCAGAGAGAAUCAUCAUGCACAACAGUGCUUGCAUGACAACUUUUCACAAACUGCUCCGCUGGACAAAACUCUUGAUUUUUGUGAUGCUACAGUGCAAUCAAAAAAGGACAAAGCCACAUCCCCUGUAGAAUUCCCUGCAAGCCCUGUGGAGCUCACCACAGUACCUGUGACUCAAAAGACAUCUGGAUAUCGGCCAGACUUCUCUGUGGUUGAUUUAUUGGAUAUCUUUAGUCCAAGUCCUGCACUUGACCAAUGCAGACCAUCAUCCUGUAGGUCCAAAUCAUUGCAACAUGGACCGCUCUUCACUUCAUCUAAACUCAUCUGUAGAAGCCUGCCAACAGCUGUGUUGCCUUAUCCUCUGAAUUCUCAGCAGGACCUGGAAGAAAGCCAAAUAUUAGAGGAUAUUUUCUUUAUUUACUGACAAGAAAAAGUAAAACGGUGAAGUUUUACUUGCUUGAUCCGGCUCAUUUGCCUUUUAGAGAUUUUGAUUGUAAUUAGAUAUUGUUGUUUUUGGGUGAACUCCUGUAAUGUUUUCAACAGAAAUAAACCAUCAUUUAUAUGGUA
This is a messenger RNA of Syngnathoides biaculeatus (alligator pipefish), 1969 nucleotides long. Its product is annotated as KIAA1328 ortholog. Lineage: Eukaryota; Metazoa; Chordata; Actinopteri; Syngnathiformes; Syngnathidae. The record is from RefSeq and is a predicted model, not a curated record. The coding region runs from base 96 to 1826 and encodes 576 amino acids. The transcript is spliced from 11 exons.